AUGUCCAUGCCGCGAAACACAAAUUUUGCAGCUGGCAGCCUACUACAAUGUAAGCGACUACACACUCCACCCUGCCCGGUAAACUCGCCUGACCCCUCCACGCAGAAUGUCUGUCCCAGUCCGUCACUCCUCGUCGCAUACGGCUUCGAGCAAUCAAGCAAACGAGAAGUAAUUAUCAAUGUUCUGCGAGCACGAGAAGUCACCCAUGCCUUCAUUAGAACCAAGGAGUGCCUUACCCAGAGGCAUCUUCUCUCCAAGAUCUUUGCAGUGUGCAUAAGUACGCUUGGAUGCGAAGGACACAUUGACCGAUACGAGAAGGUGGACAGUAUUAACGCGCUUCUGGGCAACCUGCGCAAGCUGUUUGAGAGGGUCAAGGGAAGGAAGUUCGUGGUUGUGAUUGAAGAUGCGGACGAGUUGAAGCAGCCUGGGCCAACGCUGCUCCCUGCUCUGGCACGGCUGGGGGAUAUAGUACCUGGCUUCGUUGUUAUAUUGACUGUCAACUCUACCCGACCGCUUAUGCUGCAUAAGGUCGGUGUACCAUAUGUGCACUUCCCGCCAUACACAAGAUCUGAGGCCAUCUCAAUCAUCACCUCCCGGCUGAGGCCAUAUCUUCCCCUUUCAGUACGACAUGAUCAAGCUGUCGACAUUGAUGAAACCGCACUAUUGAAGCUUUAUCCCCAGUUUGUCACAACGGUAUACGACUCUUUAAUAGCAGGCACGUCCUCAACAUCGAUCCUGGCUUUCCAAUCGACGUGCGACAAGCUGUGGCCACGGUUCAUCGAGCCAAUCGUCUCUCCCAAGGAGGCAACGACAAACGCAAGAUCGUGGACGUUCUCUCGACUCCUAGUCCAUCAUCGCGGUCUGUUCCAGUCGGAAGGUGAAGAAACGUUGCACCAUACAUUGAAGAGAAUACCGCAGCGUGAUGGUGGUCAAGAUGGCUCCUUGUCACCGCCUCCAAACCCCUCUAUGCAUGACCCGCCACUCCUGAAGCAUUUCCCGACGCUCGUUCUUGUUUCCGCCUACCUUGCAAGCCACACUCAGCAAAAGCACGACAUCCUACUCUUCUCACGUAUGAGCUCCGGCUCGAGCAAUAAGAGAAUUCGCAAAACGCCCACGAAGAGGAAAUCCGCGUCGACUCCGACUGCGACACCCACUAAAGAAACAGCGACCCCGACCAAAUCACCACGCACCAAGUCUAUUUUCUCUGCGGCCGCAAAUCUAGGCAUUCCACGGCCGUUCACUCUCGAACGCCUUGUGGCGAUCUUAAGGGCGAUUCAUCCGUAUGGUUUGGGGCGUGGCCAAAGUAUGACUGAUCGAAUAUACCGCGAGCUGGGUGAGUUGGAAAAGCUUAGGCUCGUCGUGCGUGCAUCUGGCAUCGGCGGCUCAGUUGCCGCUGGUGAAGAUGCAGCGGACGAAAAGUGGCGGGUGAAUGUAGCUAGGGACUGGGUUGUGGGUAUGGCACAGACUUGGGGCUUGGGUGUCGCCGAGUACGAAUUAGGCCAAGAUUCGUGA
Messenger RNA from Cladophialophora yegresii CBS 114405, 1512 nucleotides. RefSeq lists its product as uncharacterized. Gene Ontology annotation, biological process: DNA replication; DNA replication initiation. The record is from RefSeq and is a predicted model, not a curated record. Gene Ontology annotation, cellular component: nucleus; nuclear origin of replication recognition complex. Gene Ontology annotation, molecular function: DNA replication origin binding. NCBI's taxonomy places the organism in Eukaryota, Fungi, Ascomycota, Eurotiomycetes, Chaetothyriales, Herpotrichiellaceae. The transcript has 2 exons. The coding region runs from base 1 to 1512 and encodes 503 amino acids.